AUGGCCAACGUCAACCAGUCGCAGGCCUUCUAUGCGCUCACUCUCGAACAGCCGUCCGCACCUGCAGCCGCCGUUCUGUGCAAUGCCAUUCCUGGGCUCAAGGCCGGCGACCAGCAAAUCUUCGAAGCUCGAGGCCAACAUGUGAUGCUGCACCGCAUUGUGCAGGGCGUCGACGGAGGAGAUCGCAAACUGGUGACAGUCUGCGAUCAAGAUGUCUUCGGCAUCGUGCGCGGAGUCGCGGCAUUUCGCAUUCCAGGAACAUCAACAGAUCAGCUUGUGAUCGCUUCAGACUCUGGCCGAGUGACGAUGCUCACCUACGAACACGACAAGCAAAAGUUCAAGCGCGAGCACCUCGAGACAUAUGGCAAAUCAGGCGUGCGCCGUACCAUUCCUGGGCAAUAUUUGGCAAGCGAUACUCGUGGACGAUGCAUCAUGCUUGCAAGUGUCGAGAAGAACAAGGUCGUCUACAUGCUCAAUCGUGCCGCCGAUGGCAACAUUCUCAUAUCGAGCCCGCACGAGGCCAAUCAGUGGGGAAGCUUGUGCUUCGCUAUUUGUGCUCUAGACACUGGCUGGGAGCCACCAAUUUUUGCAGCGUUGGAAGUCGAGUACACCGAGGCGGAAAGCGAUCCAAGUGGUGAAGCAUACGAGCGAAGGGAGAAGCAGCUGGUCUACUACACAGUCGACAUGGGCUUGAACCAUGUUGUGAAGACUUGGAGCGAGCCGGUCGAUUACAGCGCCAAUAUGCUUAUCGGUGUUCCAGGAGGACAGAAUGGCCCUUCAGGUGUACUGGUGUGCUGUGAAGACCGCAUCUACUACAAGCACGACAAGGCUGCAUCUCUAGCUAUUCCCAUUCCCAGGCGCAAAGGUGCAACCGAAGACCCAAAUCGGAAACGAUACAUUGUGGCAAGCUGUCUCCAUCUUGCGGCAUCGAGAAAAGAAUUUUUCUUCCUCCUUCAAACCGAGGACGGCGACGUCUUCAAGCUCAACAUCACCAUGGCCGUGGAUGCGCAGGGCCGACAAACUGCAGAUCCUGAGCAGAUCAUCUUGAAGUACUACGACACAUUUCCCAUCGCGAAACAGAUGCUCCUGCACAAGAAAGGCUUCCUGUACAUUGCCACGGAAAAUGGCAACAGUCAAUUGUACCACGUUGACGACCUAGCCGAUGAUCUCGAAUUUGAGCCACACAACAAUUUCACAUCGGACGGUGUAUCUCCCGACCCUGCUGAAGCAUAUGAGCCUACCUACUUCCAGCCUCGCGAGCUCACGAUGACGCAUUUGGCUGUGGAUGUGCCCGGUCUCCAUCCUUUGAUGCGGACGAAAGUCGACAACCUAACUGGUGAGGAUGCGCCGCAAAUCUACGGUAUCCAAGGUACCGGAAACAAGAGCUUGUUCAAAACGAUUCGGCAUGGACUGGAUGUUGAGAUUAUGAUUGACAACAAUAUGGGCAAUGUGCCUUAUGAUGGUAUUUGGACUUUCAAGCACAGAUCGAGCGACGAACAUCACAAAUACCUCAUCAUCAGCAGUAGCUACGGCGACCUGACCGUCGCUUGCUCCAUUGGUGAUUCAGUCGAGCAGAUCGAGAAUUCUCCUUUCCUUGAGAAUCGGGCCACUGUUCAUGCACAGCAGAUGGGCGAUUCUACGCUCGUGCAGGUGCACGCGAGAGGCAUUCGAUCUAUUUUGGAAACAGGAGCCUUCAACGAAUGGCCGACUCCACCACAUCGAACUGUCGCUGCGGCUUCUGCAAAUGAGAGACAAUUGCUACUGGCUUUAAGCUCUGCCGAGCUUGCUUUCUUUUUCAUGGGCGAAGAUGGUAUCCUGAUUCAGCUCGAGGAAAUGCCGGAAAUGAGUGGCAAAAUCACCGCAAUUUCUGUCGGGCAGACCCCGAAAGGUCGACAACAAGCUAAAUAUGCUGUUGUGGGCUGCGAGGAUUGCACUAUCCGUGUCCUCAGUAUUGAGUUGGACUCACCAUUAGAGGCGCGCAGUGUGCAGGCUCUAUCGGCAGUCCCGACUUCGCUCGAGGUCGUAGAGAUGCUGGAUCCUGCUUCUGGCACUACUGUCAAUGUUGUGCACAUCGGACUGAGAUCUGGACUCUACCUGCGAGCUAUCAUUGACGAGACUACUGGUGAGCUUGGUGAUGUGCGGACCAAGUUCCUAGGCACCAAGCCACCCCGAUUGUGCCCUGUAGAAGUGGAUGGAGAGGACUGCGUGCUUGCAUGCUCUAGCAGACCCUGGCUGGGAUACAAUCAUCCUCAGUCGAAACUCUACACCGUCACACCCCUCAUAGCAGAGCCGAUGGAGGCGGCCCGGUCUUUCUCCAGUCCUGAACUCAAGGGCCUCUGCGCGAUCCAAGGCUCAUCACUACUAAUCUUCUCUAUCCCAUCGAUUGAAGGCAGAUUGUCGCACAGCUCUGUGUCGCUUCAGUAUACGCCGCGAUCAAUGACCCGAAAUCCUUGGUAUCCACUCUGGUAUGUCGCGCAAAGCGAAGGAAAUACGCUUUCCCAAGCUACGCGCGAUCAAUUGCGUGGCAAGAGCAUAGGAGACGACGACGAAGCGAAGGCGAUGGAGAGACAUCUCGGACUCCCACGCGGCAAUGGUCACUGGGCGUCCUGCAUCCAAGCAGUCGAUCCGAUCGGAGGACGGGAAGUUACGUGUACGAUCGAGCUUGGAGAGAACGAAGCCGCACUUUCAUGCGCAUGCGUCGCUUUUGAGUCCAAGAAUUGGGAAGUUUACCUCGCCGUUGGUACAGGACAGCACAUGCAACCUGGCACAGGAGUACAAACGGCGGGUUAUGUGCACAUCUACAAGCUGCUUAAAGAUGGCGCUGAGCUGGAAUUUGUGCACAAGACAAAGUUCGAGCUCCCUGUAUACGCGCUCAUGCCGUUCCGCGGGCGACUUGCUCUUGGAGUUGGCAACGAGCUGUUCAUAUAUGACAUGGGUAUGAAGGCGCUGCUCCGGAAAGCACGAAAUAUUGCUGUGCCGAAUCAGAUCGUUUCGCUGGAAUCGCAGGGCAAUCGCAUAAUCUGCGGCGAUGUCAGCGAAGGCGUGACAUACUUGGUCUACAAGCCUACCUUCAACCGACUGAUCCCAUUCGUGGAUGAUACAGUUCAGCGCUGGACUACCACGACGACGAUGGUCGACUAUGAAACUGCAGCGGGAGGUGACAAGUUCGGCAACCUGUGGAUUGUGCGAUGCCCCGAGCAGCCUAGCCAAGAAGCCGAUGAAGAAGGUGCUGGCGGAUACAUUAUGAAUGAACGCAGCUACCUCAAUGGCGCGCCAUAUCGACUUGACCUCCGGGCGCACUACUUCUGCCAGGACAUUCCAAUGAGCAUGCAGCGCACUGCACUUGUGGCUGGUGGACAGGAAGUCCUCUUCUGGUCUGGUCUCCAAGGCACUCUCGGCAUUCUCAUUCCCUUCGUCACUCGUGAGGAUGUCGAAUUCUUCACUGCGCUAGAGCAGCAAAUGCGCACGGAGGACCCCCCACUUGCUGGAAGAGAUCACCUCAUGUACCGCUCAUACUAUGUGCCAGUAAAGGGAGUCAUCGAUGGCGACUUGCUCGAACGCUUCAUGGGUCUAAGUUAUGACACCAAGCAGAAGAUCGCUGCAGAAGUCGACCGAAGCGUCAAAGAGAUUGAGAAGAAGGUGCAAGAGAUGAGGACCAGAGUAGCAUACUAAGCUCACCAGAACAACGCAUGGGAAGGAACACCGGCGUUUCUUCACUUUUGUAAAUUAGGAAAAGUUCGGAGCGGCUACUGACGAUGUGAAAUGAUACCCAGAUCGAGACUGAUGG
Molecule: messenger RNA, 3787 nt
Organism: Pseudocercospora fijiensis CIRAD86
Lineage: Eukaryota; Fungi; Ascomycota; Dothideomycetes; Mycosphaerellales; Mycosphaerellaceae
Exons: 2
Coding region: 1-3672 (1223 amino acids)
Biological process (GO): mRNA splicing, via spliceosome
Cellular component (GO): nucleus; U2 snRNP
Molecular function (GO): U2 snRNA binding; protein binding
Source: RefSeq, a predicted model, not a curated record